GUCGAAUGUGUUGGCUUGGGUUUUGUUACAGUAGAAAAAUAACACGAAAAGUCGAGAUUUUCCGGCGAAAGUGAUGCACUAAACGCCCGGGAAAAUGGACGUAGACCGAGUAGAUCUGUCCUUAAUUUGUAGGACGUGCAAAUGCGUUUCGCCGCAGAUGAGAUCCGUUUUCCAAGGUGUUGAACAUCCCAAUCAGAAUCCCCGUAUUGACGAGAUGCUAAUGGCCUGUGCCGCUGUUCAGGUGGCCUAUGAUGAUGGUCUACCCUCAUUGAUGUGUGAGAUGUGUGUACAAAGUCUCAGGAGCGCUUUUAUAUUUAAAAAACAAUGUGAAAGCGUCGACACAAGUUUAAGGGAAUACUCUAAAACCCUAAAAGUGAAUGCCAUAAAACAGGAACUCCAAAACUCGGAAUUCAUGGAAUCUUUAAACACGUUAAACAACUUAUUGAAUACGGAAACCCAACAAGGCACUAUAAAAGAAAACUCAGACAGUAGUAACCUCAACAAUGACACAGAAACAGCAGAAACUUGCCAACAAGCAAAAGCUUCAUCUACUGAUACAGACUAUAUCCAGUUCCUUGACAACAAUCAAAUGCUGUUGACUUGCCGCGAGUGCGCCAAAAUUUUCACUACUAUUGAGGGCUUACGAUGUCACAAACGAGUUCAUGCAGGGAAUACUUUUAAGUGCAAGCAGUGCGAUAAGGAAUACACCCGGCUCAAUCACCUACAACGUCACGAAGCCUCUCAUGGAAAACGGAAAGUGCAUGUGUGCAAAAUUUGCAACAAGACAUUGACUAGGAUGGAACAUCUGAAGAGGCAUUUGGUGACACAUUUACGUGAGAAGCCAUUCAAUUGUAAAACUUGUAACAGGGGCUUCAAUAGAAUUGAACAUUUACAUAAUCAUGUGCCUAGAUGUAAAGGGUACAAAUUUUGUCUAGGAGAGAAUGUUCACAUAUGUAACAUUUGCAACAAAGCGUUUAACCGAGAAGACAGCCUAGAAGUGCAUAAGCAAGUUCACGGCAACACCCAAUUUGCGCUGCCAACUAUCGAGAACCUGGACAAUAUUGAUGAACACUAUUUCCAAGUAGAUUUUGACGAAAACGCCGAUUUCUCCGAUCAUUCGGAUAUUGAGGAUUGUUUCGAGCCUCAAAUUGAAGUAACCGAAAAUAUUGAAGAGACAAAAAUUAAAGAUUUUGGCGAUGAGAUUAUCGACGACGUCGAUGGUGGCCAUUCCAUUGGUGACGACAGCAGCAGUCAAGGUUCAGCAGCGGACAACGACUUGAGCGGUGACAUCAAAGAAGACGAAGACGAUGAUGAUAAACCUGAGGGUGACGAAAAAAUCGUGUCCGAUCAUUUACUCCUAAAAUACGAGGAUAAGUCGGAGUGUAAUGAGGAGGACAACACGUUAGCACGCAAAGCGAUCGGUCACGAUUUAGACGUGGACGCAGAAGGCAUUGACAGUUCAGCGGAGAGUUCGGACUCUGAAUAUUUGCCUCUGAAGAAGCUGGCUUCGCCAAAAACCGGCAGGAGGAGGGGUCGACCUCGCAAAUAUCCACCGAAGAUCAAAGUGCCGGGACGGCGGGGUCGACCGGCUCUGAAGGCGCGUAAAAAAGAAGAAGAGGAAGAAAUCGGGGAUUUCCCAUGUCCUGCGUGCGGUGAAAUGUUUGAUCGCAUGAGCCUUUUGGACAAACAUGCUAGAAUUAAGCAUCAGGGUAUUAAAAUUUAUAAGUGUCAUGUGUGCCUCAAAGAUUUCAGCAGGCCAAAUCACCUGAAGCGCCACCUAACGUCCCACUCGGAAUCGAAGCCUUAUGAGUGUGAUAUAUGCAAGAAAAGUUUUAACCGACGGGAUCACCUAACGCAGCAUCAGAAACUGCACGAACGGCAGCAGCAAUAUAGCUGCGAUGUAUGCCAGAGGCCUUUUACCAGAGCUGACCACCUCGCGAAGCACAAGGCAUCGAAGCACGGCAUCGGCGACAAAGUUGGGGUAAUGGGCCAGAAGAAAUUUAUCUGCGAUGUGUGCCAUAAAGGUUUCACCACGGAAAAGUAUCGCGACGUGCAUAUGAAAGCACACAACGGUGAGAAAAAAUAUCAGUGCAAAACGUGCGAGAAGACUUUCUUGUCGAAGUCGCACCUCACCGAGCACAUGAAAUUCCACAACGAACAUUCCAAAAAGUUUUUGUGCUCAGAAUGUGGGCAAAGGUUCAUCAGGAACGAUUACUUGGUGAUUCACAUGCGACGGCACAGGGGCGAGAAACCGUUUAAGUGUAAAUUCUGUGGGAAAGGUUUUCCAAGGACCACCGAUCUGACAGUUCACGAACGAUACCACACCGGAGAGAAGACCCAUUUGUGUACCGUAUGCGGUAGGGGAUUCGGAAGGGCUUACAACUUAACGGUACAUAUGCGAACGCACACCGGCGAGAAACCUUAUCAGUGCACUUAUUGCGACGCUGCUUUCGCUCAAGGCAACGAUCUGAAAGCGCACGUACGCCGUCACACUGGCGAACGAUUCCAGUGCGAGUUGUGCACGGAAAGCUUUCUAAUGGGCUAUCUACUCACCCAACACAAGCGUACCGUUCACGGAUUAAACGUAGUAAGUAAUAUCAGGAGAUUGCAACCAAUCCACAAACAGGAAAAUCCCGACGAGCCACCGCCGAUCACCAUACCCCUUCCAAAACCGGUGGUUCCAGAAAGUUUAAUGUUUAACCACAUACAAGCGCAGCUAGCAGUCGCGCAGAUGCACCUUGCCAGGGAAUGAGCGUGGUUUAUAUGAUUUUAAACAACACUGCCAACUUUUCCAAUGCAGCUAUGGGGUUUAAAACAGUGGCUUUCGGCUCAAGGAAAAAUAUUCAUUAUUAAUGUGGAGUCCUGAGACAGUAAUGAAUAUUUUAUGCAAUGAGAGAAACAGAGUUCUUCCUCUCACUUGGUUUCUCACCCGAUAAGCGAUCGCGUGAUAAGAUUAGAGCAAUUAAGAAUGUUAGAGAAAAGAAUAAGCAGUUGUGUUUCAUCUUGCCUUUUGUAUAUAAAGUAUUUUUUGUAUAAGUUUUUGCUUGAUGGAAUUUUAACAUGGGCAUUUCUUUUUUAAAAUUAAUAAAAUAUUAAUUAAGCUUUCCUAAGGAAAGCUUGGAAAUUUGUAAUAAGUGCAAAGUUGAACUCGUCCUGUCACAUAUUGCAUCAAACAUAUAUGUCUCUAGUGUACAGAUUUAAUUGUAACAUUUUGUAUGAUCUUAAAUAUUAUUUAAACAAAUGAGACACAUAGUUAUUGUACAUAAAACGUUUACUUAUCUACUAUUAAAAUAGU
Molecule: messenger RNA, 3295 nt
Organism: Cylas formicarius (sweet potato weevil)
Lineage: Eukaryota; Metazoa; Arthropoda; Insecta; Coleoptera; Brentidae
Product: zinc finger protein 260-like
Exons: 11
Coding region: 95-2752 (885 amino acids)
Biological process (GO): regulation of transcription by RNA polymerase II
Cellular component (GO): nucleus
Molecular function (GO): zinc ion binding; DNA-binding transcription factor activity; RNA polymerase II cis-regulatory region sequence-specific DNA binding
Source: RefSeq, a predicted model, not a curated record